AUGACAUCCCUAAACCUCGACACUCGAAUCGCAGACUUACCCCGGGACCAAGAGUGGCGCGUCGGCGCAGCAAUCUUCCGGUACCAGGAGAACGCGCACUACACCGUCCUACUUCUAAAGCGUGCAACCGGCUCGUACACAACUGGAUGGUGGAAUACUCCAACGGGCCCAGUUCUAAACACUGAUGAGACCAUCUCCGAUGCCAUGAGGCGCAUCGUCCUCGGCCAGACUGCAAUUGGACUCCAGGGCUACCACACCAUCGAGCAAGUAGAAUCAUUGUCGUGGGGAUCUGAAGAACAGCCCAUAACGAAACUCAACUUUGUGAUCCACGACAAAUCUGACGACAUAGUCGCAAUCCAGCUCAGCGAGUUCUUCGAAUACCAAUGGGUGGAAGAGGAACGUAUUGACUCUCUCUCCAUCCCUGUGGCAAUGCAGGAUGUGAUACGCGCGGGAUUUGAACUACACCGUGAGGGAGCCAUAUGA
Molecule: messenger RNA, 483 nt
Organism: Penicillium egyptiacum
Lineage: Eukaryota; Fungi; Ascomycota; Eurotiomycetes; Eurotiales; Aspergillaceae
Source: the annotation of a GenBank genome assembly